Molecule: messenger RNA, 1370 nt
Organism: Lotus japonicus
Lineage: Eukaryota; Viridiplantae; Streptophyta; Magnoliopsida; Fabales; Fabaceae
Exons: 6
Coding region: 111-1082 (323 amino acids)
Biological process (GO): protein transport
Source: RefSeq, a predicted model, not a curated record
AGGGGAAAGGGUGAAAAAGCAAGCAUAAGCGUGGUUAUUUUUGCAGUCUCGACUCAAGCUGUGUGAGCUCAGUUGACAGUGGCAUCAUCAUCACCAUCUUCAUCAUCUCAAUGUCAAUUCUAAAUCAACUCUUCAGCAGAGGCGUGUUUUCUACUCGAUGCAAAACAUGCCUGAAUCUGUCGAUCUCGCGCAUUAAGCUUCUACAAAACAAGAGAGAUGUGCAGCUGAAACAAAUGCGUAGGGAGAUAUCACAAUUCUUGCAGGCUGGCCAAGAGGCAAUUGCUAGAAUUCGUGUGGAGCAUAUCAUACGAGAACAAAAUAUCUGGGCUGCGUACGAAAUAUUGGAGUUAUUCUGUGAAUUUGUUCUUGCACGUGUACCUAUAAUUGAGAGCCAGAAGGAAUGCCCCUCAGAAUUGCGAGAAGCCAUUGCAAGUAUAAUUUUUGCUGCUCCUAGAUGUUCAGAUAUACCAGACUUAUUACACAUCAAAAACUUGUUUACCACCAAGUAUGGAAAAGAAUUUGUGACUGCAGUAUCUGAACUUCGUCCUGAUUCAGGCGUGAACCGCACGAUUAUUGAAAAGCUUUCAGUUAGUGCCCCAUCUGGAGAGGUAAAACUCAAGGUCUUGAAGGAGAUUGCGAAAGAAUACAAUCUAGCUUGGGAUUCUUCUAAAACUGAGGCUGAAUUUAGGAAAAAUCAUGAAGAUCUCCUGGGUGGAACAAAACAAGUUGGAGUUGGGGCUGCACCUUCUCGUACUCCCAGCAAAAAGGGUUCUGAUUAUUCCUCACCGAGUACUAUGGAACAUUCUAUCAAAUCUAACCAUGACAAACAAGAACAUAAACACCUUGAAGCUCCCAUCCCUUCUAACAAUAAUUCAUGGUUAAAUACCAAUGAAAUUGAAGAGUCACACAAGAACAACGGUGUCCCCGUUAGAGAUGCUAAGAGUGAGACCAAACUACCAUCCUCUGAUGUAUUAGAGAAGGCCCGAGCUGCCAUUGCUUCUGCUGAUCGUGCAACUGCAGCUGCUCGUGCUGCUGCUGCGCUAGUACACAGUAAUUUUGGAUCAUUGAAGCGGGACAAUUAAUCUUACAGUGCUCAAAGUGCUUUGCUGAGGAUCUUAAGGUUGGAACAACGUUAAGACCUGAAUGCCAAUGGAAAAAUAUGUUCUUUGUUAUGAAGAUAACGGUUUCUUACAGUAUUUAUUGUACAUUCUAUAAUAUUAAUACAUGUAUAUUAUUAUUAUGGUAAAGGAAUGGAAUGCUGAACUUGCAUAAAUCCAUCAUAGUUCUUGCGAAUCUGAUGUUUGUGUAUCAUGUGUUGAAUGAUGUUACUGCUACAAUGUGAUUCAAAUAACAGUUUUUUACCUAGGGAA